Molecule: messenger RNA, 375 nt
Organism: Lachancea dasiensis
Lineage: Eukaryota; Fungi; Ascomycota; Saccharomycetes; Saccharomycetales; Saccharomycetaceae
Source: the annotation of a GenBank genome assembly
AUGAGUGACGAGCGCAGUUAUCGCAUGUUGGUUCUACUAGAGGACGGGGCGCAGAAUUCCGGCUGCGAGCAACUUCAAAAUGGCGAAAAGCCCGAUCAAUCCGCCAAGGUUUCACACGAAUUUGUGGACGAGCUGAUAUUGCCAUUCGACGUCGAAGAAAUGGACAAGCUGAAUCUGUGGUUUGAUAAGUUUGAUUCUGACAUUUGCAUUCCCAAUGAAGGGUUCAUAAAGUAUGAAAUUAGCAGUGAUGGGUUGGUGGUGUUGUUGCUGGAUCGAUCGCGCGAAGAAGUGGUGGCCCAAGUCCGUAGGUUUGUUGAGUCAACUCUAGUUCCCGAAGCCACCGAGCAUAACGACAAUGACGAAGAGUCAAAUUAG